Molecule: messenger RNA, 849 nt
Organism: Trypanosoma grayi
Lineage: Eukaryota; Euglenozoa; Kinetoplastea; Trypanosomatida; Trypanosomatidae
Product: putative protein kinase
Exons: 1
Coding region: 1-849 (282 amino acids)
Biological process (GO): protein phosphorylation
Molecular function (GO): ATP binding; protein kinase activity
Source: RefSeq, a predicted model, not a curated record
AUGGGCAGUGUCGAUGUCAACGAGCUGCGCCAAGUGACACUCGGCAAGAAACUCGGCGCCGGUAGUUUUGGUUCAGUGUACGCCGGCAUUCUCCCCAGUGGGCGUUUUGUGGCGGUGAAGGAGUUGGAGCUCGCCGAAGAUGCUCCUACCAACACGGAGGUGGAGAUUCACAAGAAGCUGGUGCACGAAAACAUUAUCCGCUAUCUUCACAGCCACAUCGACACUGAAAGCACGCCGAAGCGUCUGUUCGUGUACCUCGAGUUUGUCACUGGAGGAUCCGUGACAUCGCUAAUGAAGAGUCUUCCGAAUGGGCACCUACCGGGCCCGGUGGUAAGCGUGUACGCGCGCCACAUGUUUUCUGGGCUGGAGUACCUGCACAAGAAUCAGGUGGCCCACCGCGAUAUCAAGGGGGACAACCUUCUUAUUUCCAUGGAUACCGGUAUAGCAAAGCUCGCGGACUUUGACCAGGCGAAGAUCAUGACGACGCACGGCACGCUGCGCAAGGCGGCGACUGCAACGUUGGCAGGCACGCCAUACUGGAUGGCGCCGGAGGUCAUCACAGAUGAGAAUGGGUACGACCCGUUCAAGGCUGACAUAUGGUCUGCUGGCUGCACGGUGGCUGAAAUGAUAACGGGGCGACCGCCGUGGGUACCGAUGUCGAAUGUGAUGCACAUCAUGAAUAAACUCGCCAUGUCCUCAGGGUGGCCUGACGCCGUCCCGAAGGAUCCCAAGGUUUUAGGUUCUCAGGAGGCUUACGACUUCCUCGAUCUGUGCUUCCGCCGCACUGUUUCGGAGAGACCCGAUGCCACGACACUGCUGAAGCAUCCUUUUCUCCAGGCGCAGCAUUAG